Messenger RNA from Lagopus muta (rock ptarmigan), 1524 nucleotides. RefSeq names its product motor neuron and pancreas homeobox 1 (gene MNX1). Bases 64 to 1110 code for a protein of 348 amino acids. NCBI's taxonomy places the organism in Eukaryota, Metazoa, Chordata, Aves, Galliformes, Phasianidae. Gene Ontology annotation, cellular component: nucleus. Gene Ontology annotation, biological process: endocrine pancreas development; regulation of DNA-templated transcription; neuron projection morphogenesis. Gene Ontology annotation, molecular function: DNA-binding transcription factor activity, RNA polymerase II-specific; sequence-specific double-stranded DNA binding. The record is from RefSeq and is a predicted model, not a curated record. The transcript has 3 exons.
CCCCCGCCGCCGGGAGACGCGGCCCGGGCCGCGGUGCUUCCCGCUGCCGCCUCCGCCGCUCCCAUGGAAAAAUCCAAAAAUUUCCGCAUCGACGCGCUGCUGGCUGUCGAUCCCCCCAAGGCGGCGGCGCAGAGCGCUCCGCUGGCCCUGGUCACCGGCGGCUCCGGCGGCGGCAGCCCUCCGUCUUCGUCCUCCUCGUCGUCGUCGUCCUCCUCUUCUUCCGAGCUCCCCGCCGACUGCCCGCGCACCGACAGCCCGUCUCCGCCUCGCCUGCUGCCAGCGCACUGCGCGCUGCUGCCCAAAGCCGCCUUCCUGAGCGGGGGGGGGCCCGGGGGCGGCCAUCCGCAGCACCACGCCCUGGGGCUGCACCCCGCGGGGCCGGGCGGGCCGGGCAUCUACGGGCACCCGGUGUACGGCUACCCGGCUUUGGGCGGGCAGCACCCGGCGCUUUCCUAUUCCUAUUCGCAAGUGCAGGGAGCUCACCCCGCGCACCCCUCCGCCGACCCCAUCAAGCUGAGCGCCGGCACCUUUCAGCUGGACCAGUGGCUGCGGGCGAGCACGGCCGGCAUGAUCCUGCCCAAAAUGCCCGACUUCGGCUCUCAGGCGCAGUCCAACCUCCUGGGGAAGUGCCGGCGGCCGCGCACCGCCUUCACCAGCCAGCAGCUGCUGGAGCUGGAGCACCAGUUCAAGCUCAACAAGUACCUCUCCCGGCCCAAGCGCUUCGAGGUGGCCACGUCGCUGAUGCUCACCGAGACGCAGGUGAAGAUUUGGUUCCAGAACCGCCGCAUGAAAUGGAAGCGCAGCAAAAAGGCGAAGGAGCAGGCGGCACAGGAGGCCGAGAAGCAGAAGGGAGGAGGAGGAGGAGAGGACAAAGCGGCCGAGGAGCUGCUGCUGCCCGGCCCGGAGAAAGGCGGUGGGAGGCGGCUGCGGGAUCUGCCCGACAGCGAGCCCGAGGACGAGGAGGAGGAAGAGGAGGAAGAAGAGGAGGCCGAGGCCGGGCGGUGCUGCCCCUAUCACUCCUCCGACUGCUCCGAUGCGGACGAGGAGGACUCGCAGCCCGGGGGACGGCCCGGAGCCCCCCCGCCACUCCCCCCCGCACAGCCGCAGUGAGCCCAAGGCCGCUCCGUCGGGGCCGCCCCCGGCAACGGAGCCUCCUGGCCCCGCUCCCCAUCUCGCUCUCCCAUCCCUCCCUGCCCGGAGGGGGACGCGGAAGGCGAUCUCCCGUCUGCAGAGCGGGAGGGAGGAUUCACACAGUGUUAUUAUUGACUGAGAAGCGGCCACGACUUGAGCCCCCGUCCCCUCCAUGCCCUAUCGGAACAGUUUCCUUCUUACUCUAUAUCGGGAGAAGUGUUUAUGUCAUGAACGUUAAAACUGCUGCAAAUCUCAAUACUGUCUUUAUUUUUGUAUAUCGUAUUUAUAAAAAAAAAAAUGAAUUCCUCUACUUAUGCAUGCUAAAUUAUUACCCAGCCCCUCCCGCUGUGAGGUGGGGGGGAGGAAUAUAAAUAAAGAGCGUUUUGUACUGUG